AUGGCCUCCAACUUGGAUGCAGCCUCCCUUUUCCGAGUCGACGGCAUAGUGGCCGUGGUGACGGGCGGAGGCACAGGAAUCGGCCUCACCAUGGCCCGCGCCCUCGCCAUCAACGGCGCCAAACGAGUCUACCUCCUCGGCCGACGCCUCAACAUCCUCGAAGAAGCCGCCAACCUCCAUCCGACCAUCUUCACACCAAUCCAAUGCGACGUGACCUCCCACGCCUCGCUGCAAGCCGCCGUGGACAGCAUAGGGUCCGAGACCGGCUACAUCAACCUGCUCAUCGCCAAUAGUGGUAUCACCGGCCCGCACGAGCGAUGGGACCCGUCCCUCCCGCUCUCGGAGGUCCGGUCCAAUCUCUUCAGCCAAGCGGCCAUGGACGCGACGACCUCGACCUUCCACGUAAACACGACAGGCGCCUUGUUCACCAUGGUGGCCUUCCUGGGGCUUCUCGACGCAGGCAACAAGCGCGCAAUACAAGGAGGGCUUGAAAGCAACGAGUUUGGCGCGCCGCUACUCCCGAGCAGCGACGUGCCCUCGAUCCAGAGCCAGGUGAUUGUCGUGAGCAGCAUAUCGGCGUACAGCCGCAUGGCCAUGUCGGCGCCGGCGUAUGCGGGCAGCAAGGUGGCGAUCUUGCAUCUGACGAAGCAGGCCAGCUCGAACCUGGCGGGGUAUGGGAUCAGGGCGAACGCCCUUGCGCCGGGCUUGUUUCCCACGGAAUUGGCCAGUGUUCUGAUUGGUGGCCGCGAUCCCGGCACUGAGACCCACGAUGACCCGCUGUUCAUCCCGUCGCGGAGGUUUGGCGGCGAGGAGGAGAUGGCCGGAACGCUGUUGUAUCUCGCUAGCCGCGCCGGGGCGUACUGCAACGGGACAGUGCUGAUGAUGGAUGGUGGACGACUGGGCGUGAUGCAGUCGUCCUAUUAG
Messenger RNA from Parathielavia appendiculata, 924 nucleotides. RefSeq names its product NAD(P)-binding protein. NCBI's taxonomy places the organism in Eukaryota, Fungi, Ascomycota, Sordariomycetes, Sordariales, Chaetomiaceae. The transcript has 3 exons. The record is from RefSeq and is a predicted model, not a curated record. Gene Ontology annotation, molecular function: oxidoreductase activity. Bases 1 to 924 code for a protein of 307 amino acids.